AGAUAAAAGUUGAAGGCCUUAUAGGCAGCCGUCAAGAUAUUGGUUAUCAACGUUUAUUUAAAUGUUUCUCAGUCAUUUGAUAACGACCUCAUUAUGUGGGUUGCAAUUGCCCAUUCAUAGUGAAAUACGUAUUGUCAGUUGUGUGACGAAGUGGUCGUACAAGUACAUACCCACUACACCACAACAAUGUCCCUAAAUUCUGAGUUCACCUUCAGCGAAAGCUUUGAAGUAACUGAAGAUAUCAAGCGGGUGUUCGACGGGAAUGGAUUUAUACUGCUAAGGGGCGUCCUGGACAAAGAGGAACUGUCAAAGGUUGAACACACAUUAACUGGAUCAGAUGCUAUUACUAAAAACAUUUACCUGGAUACCCAUGAUGGUGACAGGAGGACCGACAAGAUCAUGUGGUCAUUUCCCGGAAAUGACGUCACAGGAAUGGUGGCACGAAGUGAAAAGAUUGGUGGAACAAUGGAAAAGUUACUUGGAGGAGAGGUAUACCACUAUCACACCAAACUGAUGAUGAAGGACGCCGGAACUGGAGCCAGAUCCGUGUGGCAUCAAGACUAUGGGUAUUGGUAUCUCUAUGGUAACCUUUUCCCUGACAUGGGCACUGUCUUCGUUGCCUUGGACCCCUGCAGGAGAGACAACAGUUGUCUACAGGUCCUUAGGGGCUCACACAAAUGCGGACGACUGGACCACCACAGGGUGAUAGGUCAGAUGGGAUGUGACGAGGAGAGAGUGCGCCAGAUACAGGAACACUGUCCCCUAGAAUACAUAGAAAUGGAAGCAGGUGACGCCCUCUUCUUUCAUUGUAAUCUGAUCCACGCAAGCAGUGAUAACACAAGUAACAGGAGGAGGUGGGCCUUCCUGACAGCCUACAACAGAGCCAGUAACAAUCCCGUUAUAGAACACCAGCAUCCCCAGUAUACACCGCUAGACAAGGUUCCAAACUCUGCAAUAAAGUCAUGCACGAAUUACACGGAUAUGGAUGGGAAGCGUUUCCUUGGACCGGAAUACAAAGUUAUUCUACCGUCAAAUUAACAAACAAAAAAAGUUCGAACAUAGUGCAAUGCAUAUAUGUAUGAGGAAGUAUGAGACAGAAUGUAUUACACGGAACCGGUUCAUGACGCAAAGUACUUUCAGCAUAGAAAUCACUAUUUCAUCGUUAGCAUGUAUGUAUGAUUAAACGAAGCUUAUUAUUUCAUCCUUUCUGUUAAUUGAUUAUUUUUGUACAUAAUAAUGCUUGUUUAGUCUUAACUUUUCUUGAGGAAGGGGUGUAUAAUUGCGAAUUAUGAUCCAGAUUUGUUUUAAAAACACUUUUCUUUACAUAAUGCUAAUGUAUGUUUAUAUAAGAAUACACCUGAACACGAAUGAAAAAAAAUACACAUAUUGAUCAACAUGAAUUUUUUUUUAAAUUAUUUUACAUCUUUUACCCACUAAACGUUUUCAGUAGGUCCGAUGACAAAGCGAGUCGCAUUCAAGUUGUGUGAAUAUAAGCACUAAGGACCCUAACAGCGGAUGAUUGAUGAGGUUACAAGUCAAGUAUUGAAGAGUGAAUGUGGAGGUUUAAAGUAUCUCAAUUUUUCAUGAACACUUAUUUUUGUAAUGUGCUUCAAACAACAUUUCAUGAGAAUGAACGUUUUUCAAAAUGUACAAGAAUCAAUUUUCAUU
Molecule: messenger RNA, 1668 nt
Organism: Mizuhopecten yessoensis (Yesso scallop)
Lineage: Eukaryota; Metazoa; Mollusca; Bivalvia; Pectinida; Pectinidae
Product: ectoine dioxygenase-like
Exons: 9
Coding region: 187-1038 (283 amino acids)
Source: RefSeq, a predicted model, not a curated record